Messenger RNA from Fragaria vesca subsp. vesca, 740 nucleotides. Its product is annotated as 15.7 kDa heat shock protein, peroxisomal-like. Gene Ontology annotation, biological process: protein folding; response to salt stress; response to hydrogen peroxide. Lineage: Eukaryota; Viridiplantae; Streptophyta; Magnoliopsida; Rosales; Rosaceae. Bases 84 to 512 code for a protein of 142 amino acids. The transcript is spliced from 2 exons. The record is from RefSeq and is a predicted model, not a curated record.
ACUCCCAUGAAAGUUAUUAAAGCAAAUCCACACCUUCUUCUCCCCCUGCUCCAUUUUCACAACAAAAACAUAGCAAACAAACUAUGGCUGACGUCAGCCUAUUUGGGCACCCAUUCAGGCGAUUCCUAUGGAGUCCUCAGCACUGGUCUGGCUCCACAGCUCUCAUGGACUGGCUUGAAUCACCAACUGCCCAUAUAUUCAAGUUCAAUGUUCCAGGUUUUAGGAAGGAAGAGAUAAAGGUGCAGAUAGAAGAAGGGAACAUUUUGCAGAUAAAAGGGGAAGGUGGGAAAGAGGAAGCCAAUGCAAAAGACACUGUUUGGCACGUGGCGGAGAGAGGGACUGCCGGGAAAUCAGUAGCUGAGUUUUAUCGGGAAAUUGAGUUGCCGGAAAAUGUGAAGGUGGAUCAGAUUAAAGCUCAGGUGGAGAAUGGUGUGCUCACCAUUCUUGUCCCAAAAGAUGCCACCCCUAAACCAUCUAGAGUGCGAAAUAUCAAUAUUACUAGCAAGCUCUAAGUUGAGCUCUAACGUGUCACCUACCUAGCUACCUAGUUGCUGCUGAGAACAUACAUAUUUGUAUUGUGCUACUGCUAGAACAUGUAAUAAUCAAAUAAACAUGAAUACUAAGUUAAGUUUCAUUGUCCAUACAAGAUAAAUUCUGUGGGUUUAGCAUUAGGACCAAUGUUUAGGGAAAAUGGAGAUGAUUGAUGCUAAUGAAGAAGAGAUUUUCUUUGUAGUUUACCC